AUGAAGAUUCAUAUUAAAACUUCGACUGGAACUGGACGAACUUACAGCUUCGAUGUGGAGCUAUCAGCGACAGUUCAAUGGCUGAAACAACUUCUUCAUGAAAAGACAGGUAAUAAUGAAGACUUACAAACAGUAUGUCUUACGUUCAACGGUGAACUACUCGAAGAUGAUGAGAAAACGCUUCUGGAUUAUGGUAUACAAGCAGAUUCUCGGCUACAAUUAGUUGAUUUAAGUGUCAGUGGUCGGGGUGAUUUAGGUUUUAUGGAAUUGGAAUUUGUCGAUGUUAGCAAUAGCACGGGUUUGAAACAAACACAGUGGUCCAAAACAGCCCCAAGGUGGCGAGUUUGUCCACCCGGUUUAUGUCUUGAAGGUACAUGCACAAAUCACCAAUGUGAAGCUCACAAUCUACGUGUUAUUGUGCCAAUUGGUUAUAAGAAAUUUGAUAUUUUAGUCGAUGCAGAUGAAACAACAAUAAAAUGCCCUCUCUGUAAGCAGUAUGUUGAACCAAAGACAUGCAGUUUUAACAACUGUUGGUGGAGAUACAAGGGGAUUAAACAGGAUGAAGUUGGUAAAGGUAAACCACCAAAGAAAUGUUCAAGUGAUUGGAAACGAGCUGGUAAUGCACAUCAUUAUUUUGAUGAACAAACAAGUGAAAUGAUUAUAUGGAAGCAGCUAAUACUCGAAGCUGUUAAAGACAAACCCUUGCAUUAG
Messenger RNA from Didymodactylos carnosus, 711 nucleotides. NCBI's taxonomy places the organism in Eukaryota, Metazoa, Rotifera, Eurotatoria, Philodinida, Philodinidae. The record is from the annotation of a GenBank genome assembly.